AUGUAUCUUAAGAAAUUAAAACACGACGAAGAAAUGAUUGGAAAAUAUUUGUAUUACUAUUUCAAAAUCAUUGGUAUGGCAACUCUAACUUUUUCCACGGACAUUAAGAAAAGCAAACGUCAAGAAUAUCUAUUUACUCGAUCGAAAUUCGGAGCAGCAUAUAAUGUAUGUCUUUUAAUAAUUUUAACUGUUUCAAACUAUUUCAGUAUUAAAGUUAUUUAUAUUAGGUGUUUAUACUAUUCAUUAAGCGAAGUAUCACAAGAUAUAUCUGAUUUUUAUUCCCAACCGAUAAUGAUCAGCGUGUUUAAUGUAUUUUGUUCUUGCAUAUGUUUAUCGUAUUACAUCAUCAAGCCCAUCGCUCUCGGCCGAAAUUGGCUCUCUACGCAUGUCGUUAUUUCCGAUAUAUCCAAAUUAGCUCUACAUUCCGUUUGCUUCGUUAUUUUGACGAUAUGCAUUGCUACGACAGUCAACGAGAGUAAGAAAACUGGUAGACUCGUCAACGGUACUAUAAUCAAUUGCGAAAGUUUGAAAAUAAUUGAAGAGAUUGCAGGCUCAAUUACAACGUAUUUAGUUAUACUUCUACAAUUUCAGUGA
Molecule: messenger RNA, 594 nt
Organism: Phymastichus coffea
Lineage: Eukaryota; Metazoa; Arthropoda; Insecta; Hymenoptera; Eulophidae
Exons: 4
Coding region: 1-594 (197 amino acids)
Source: RefSeq, a predicted model, not a curated record